Paramecium sonneborni is the source of this 1967-nucleotide messenger RNA. The record is from the annotation of a GenBank genome assembly. Lineage: Eukaryota; Ciliophora; Oligohymenophorea; Peniculida; Parameciidae.
AAUAAAUGGAUUAAAUGGAGAUGAUUUACGAAGAAGAACAAUCUCCUCUACAUAUAAAAAGAGAACUAGACAUCAACAUACCUUAUCGAGUGUCUUUUCCAUCUUGCAAUAUUUAAUAAUAAAAAGACACUCCUAAAACUGCCAUAAGGAACAUUGAACAUCUGGAACCAGAAGACCAAGAAAUUCAUACAGAAACCACUCCAAAAACUUAAAUAGAUGUUUCAUCCCCAAGAGUACCAUUCUUAACGCAUUCCUAAAUUAUGGGUAUGAAUUAAGAUGAUGAUGAUAUGCUCUAUUCAAAGUCAGCUUUUUAAAAUCCUCUUUCUGAAAUACCAGAAGAAUAAACACCUAGCCAAUUAUAAAAUGUAAUCUUAAUCUAUCAUUUAAUAAGCAAUCCAAACCUUUAAGUUAAGAUUUUAAUUUAGAUAAUAUGAGUAUGGUCAAUAGUUAACAACUUAAGUUCAGUAAAAAAUCUUUCGACAAAGACUUAAUUACUCGUCUUGAACUUGAAAAUAGCAAGUAGAAAGAAGACGUAAGAUUUAUAAAAUAUUUUUAGUAUAAAGAAUAAAUUGUUAUGAUGGAUGUUAAAAUCAAAGAGUUGGAAAAAGAGAAUUAUAUACUCAAAAAAAAAUGCAAUCAAGAAAAAGUUAAACAAAUAGAACUUUAACUUGAAACAGAAUAUAAAAUUACUACAUUGAAUGAAUAAUUAUAUGACAAAGAAGAAUUUUAUAAGAAAUAGAUUCUCUAAUUCAAGAAUGAUCUAAAUAAUGCUAAAUUCUAAAUCACUAUGCUUAAAUAAUAGCAAUCUUAAGAUCAAUUAUAACCAUAAUAGUAAUUAUCCAAAUCUUAAAUAACGUUGUAAUAAUCAUACAUCAAUUAAUAACAAUCAAUUAAAUAACCUUAUCACGUAUCAUUAUCCUAAUCCUUCACUGAAAUGAAUGCAAAAAAUUAAAAAGAAUAGUGUAUGACUUAGGCAUAAUAUGAAAGCGUUCAUUUAAAAAUUGUACAAAUCUUAAAACUAAUUGAUCAAUCUCUAGAGCUUAAUAAAAAAGACUUAUUUGAUUUGAUUUAAAUUUUACAAAACAAAAUCAAAAUGAUUCUUAAUAUGGAUGAAGAAGAAAAAAUGGAUGAACAUCGAACUUUAAUAUCUUCUCUAAAAGCUGAAUUAGGAGAAAUCAAAUUACUAAGAGGAUAAUUAUCCAAAAUUUAUUUUGAUUAUGAACAAUUUAUGAGUAGAAAACCAAUGGAUUAAUCAGUGGAUUAAAAAAUAAAUGAACUCAAUUUAUAAAUUUUAGGAGUUAAAUAAGAAAAAUUAGAAUUAAAUGAAUUAACAAUUAAAUUAUAAAAUUAAUUGUCUUCAAAAGAUCAAAUUAUCAAUGAAUUAUAAUCUAAGUUAAGUAAACUUUAUUUUUUUAAUUAGAUAAUUUAUCAUAAACUGAUACACUUAGAAAAUAAUCAUAAUUUGUUCGUUCUUUGCAAACUAAUUCUAUGGUAGAUUUAAAAAUUAUUAAAGAAUCCCUUAAGUAAAGAUAAGAAGGAAUCAAGUAACAAUGUUAAAAUAAUAAUAGAAAAACAUUUAAAUCCUAAAAUUCCCCUUAAAGUAGAUCUCAUAAUCCCUCACCUACAUUGAAAUUUUUAAAUUCUCCAAAGUAAUUUUAAACAAUAAAUAGAAAUUCUAAUAAUGGUUCGAAUGCUUAGAAAAAAUAAUCAUAAUAGGAUACUAAACAACAAUUUUAUAACAAGACUUCAGAAUUUAGGUAGUUAAUUUAUAUUAUUAUAAAUUUAUUUUAGUGUAGAUAACGGUUCUUCUCAUCAUGCUACAAAUCAAAAUAAUAAUAGUGGUCAUCAAAAUAGUGAUAUCAUUUAGAAACUUGUUGAACAGUUCAAAGGGAAUUCUGCUUUGGCCUAGAGAAUAUAAAGUUAUUCAAAAAAAAAUUGAAUUAUUAUUUACUGAUUUAUAAACCUAU